AUGGUGAAGAACUACCCGACUGUGAGUGAGGAGUACCUCCAGGCUGUUGACAAGGCCAGGAAGAAGCUCAGAGGUCUCAUCGCUGAGAAGAACUGUGCUCCUCUCAUGCUCCGUCUUGCAUGGCACUCGGCUGGUACCUAUGACAAGCUUAGCAAGACUGGAGGCCCUUUCGGCACAAUGAGGCUUGAGGCUGAGCUGGGGCAUGGUGCCAACAACGGCCUUGACAUAGCUGUUAGGCUCCUGCAGCCAAUCAAGGAUCAAUUCCCCAUCCUCUCUUAUGCUGACUUCUAUCAGUUGGCUGGAGUUGUAGCAGUUGAAGUGACUGGAGGACCUGAAAUUCCAUUCCACCCAGGCAGGAAGGAUGAGCUGGAGGCACCAGUUGAAGGCCGCCUGCCAGAUGCUACUCAGGGAUGUGACCACCUCAGGGAUGUUUUCAUCAAACAAAUGGGUCUAACCGACAAGGACAUUGUUGCAUUGUCCGGUGGCCACACUCUGGGAAGGGCCCAUAAGGAACGCUCUGGAUUUGAGGGACCGUGGACUUCAAACCCUCUCAUCUUUGACAACUCUUACUUCAAGGAGCUUCUGGAAGGAGACAAAGAUGGACUCUUGAAGUUGCCGUCUGAUAAGGCUCUUCUUUUUGACCCUUCGUUCCGCCCACUCGUGGAGCUAUAUGCUAAGGAUGAGGAUGCUUUUUUUGCUGAUUAUGCCGAGUCCCACUUGAAGCUCUCUGAGUUGGGAUUUGCUGAGGCAUAA
Messenger RNA from Striga hermonthica, 753 nucleotides. The record is from the annotation of a GenBank genome assembly. Lineage: Eukaryota; Viridiplantae; Streptophyta; Magnoliopsida; Lamiales; Orobanchaceae.